CGGCACUCCAACUCCCGCGACUCGCCGUCGCCUUCUGCGGAACCCUAGCGACGCCGCCCCUGCUGCUCCCCGUGGCUUCCUUUGUCCCUGUAGCCAUCAUCAUCGCCGAGGAGACGAGUCGAGGGCCUCUUGCUCCCCGGCAUCCCCGCCCUUGCCGUCGUCAACCGAACUCGCGCCCGCCGCAUCGUCAGCAUCUGAGGAGACGAGCACCCGCCCUACGCCAGGUGCCCAGUUCCUCGUCGUGUCCUUCUCCAGCAACGACCACCCACCACCAGGCUCGAAGGGAAAUAUCAAAAGCUAAUCGUGCCAAGUUGGGGAUACAUCAUACCUCUGGAAGCAAGAGCUUUGCUGCUUAUAGGCAUGAAGUGUGUACAGCUAGGGAGACCUAUUCGAAGAGAUGAAGUCUAUAUCAGAACACAUACAAGGAAAACUAGAGUUCCAACCGAACAAGCAGUGCCAAUAAUUAACAAACUUAAAUCAAUUGAUGAAGCCCAUCCAGAGUUGACAGAAAGAUCAAUUCAACAAGGUGAUGUUCUUGCUGCUGCCUGUGGAGAAAAGGAGCCAAGAGGGCGUGUUCGGGCUUUGGGUCUAGGACCAACUCCCCAAGAUAUUGGUACCCCUUAUUUGAAGUGCUACAAGUCAACAAGACUACAAAUGGAAGUUUUAGCUCGUGAAAAGGUUGAGAGUGACAAAACUGCUCUUGAACAACGCAUACAAGAAUUGGAACAACAACUGCAGGAAAGAAGAAAUUUGGAAAUACGCUCACAGAACUGUUCUAACUCACGAAGCCAUGUGAGUCCAAGGUCUCAAGAACAUGUUGAUGAGGCACAAGCACAUGAUGGUCAAGCAUUUGAAGAUGAGGUUUUUCCAGAUAUUAAUGAUAACUCUGAACAAUCUGAUGAAGAAGAUUAUUUGCUUCUUCGUAGGCCUCCUGCUGCCCCAUCUACACAGCAUGGUAAUUUCCUAUCUACACAGCGUGAUGCUGCCUUAUCUGUGCGUGCUGCUGCCCUAUCUACACCUCUUGCUCCUGCUCCCGCCCUAUCUGAUCAACAUACUCCUGCCCUCUUUGAGCAUGCUGCUACCUUGUCUGCGUUGCAUGGCCGUGCCUUAACUGUGCAGCCUACUAUUGCCCCGUCGACGCAGCAUGAUGUUGACCUAUCCGCGCAGCCUGCUAGUGCCCCGUCCACGCAGCGUGCUACUGGCCUGUUCGCGCAGCGUCCUGUUGGCCUAUCCACGCAGCGUCCUGCUAGCCUGUCCACGUCCACGCAUCGUGCUGGUGGCCUGUCCACGCAACCUGCUCAAGCCCCAUCUUCGCAACGUGCUAGUGCCUCCUCUGUGCACAGUGUUGUGGGAGGAUCAAUGAAUCAACUUAAGGACUGUUGCACUACUAGUCCCCUGAAGAAUGCAGCCCCAACAAGGAAGAAUAAAAGCCCUCGUGUUUCACGUGAUGAUCUUGUAAUUUUCUCAAACUAAUGGUAUGUUGGUCUUGUAGCAGGGGAUGUCCACAAAAGUCACUGAAGCGGAUGGAACUAGGGUCAGCAUGAAGCAACCUGACCAUUUUGUGGUAGCAAGCAGAUCAAACAUUUUGUGAGGUGAAGAUGAAACAUCGAUGGAUCCAUUUUGCUUUGUAUUGGAUGCCACAACAUUUUGUAAAGAACUGCUUGGUCAUGGAUGCUAGUUCCUUUGGAUGAUUUUAGAUUUAACUUCAUGGACAUGUUAGCUAUGCUGUCAAGGGCAUGUUUGCUGUGUGGUGUGCAAGGCAGACUUGUGUUGUGAACAAGAUUAUUGUACCCAUGGUUGUUACAUGUGCCAUUUAUUUGGCUUGAAUGAAUA
Messenger RNA from Sorghum bicolor (sorghum), 1833 nucleotides. RefSeq lists its product as uncharacterized. The record is from RefSeq and is a predicted model, not a curated record. The transcript has 5 exons. Bases 361 to 1473 code for a protein of 370 amino acids. NCBI's taxonomy places the organism in Eukaryota, Viridiplantae, Streptophyta, Magnoliopsida, Poales, Poaceae.